AUGAUUGAACUGCAUCAUUAAAUGUUUUAAAGACUUAACGAUAAUAGCUCUAUAUUCUAUUCUACAGAUUCUGAGGAGGAAGAAAAGAAGAAAAAAGAGCAAUCAAAGCACGAUAAGCAUUUACUCGAGCCUGUGUACAAGAGGAUAACUCAACUUGAGAAGAUGAUUACUGAUUAGAAUAAAGAGUUAUCUCAAAUGUAGAGACUAGCAAAGUAGCAUCAUGGAAGCAUUCUACCAUCUCCAGGCAGAGGCAAGGGCUAAUUUAGUUCUAAAGGAUCUGGAGGUGUUAGGUUUAAAACUGAUGACGACUUUGAACUAUUCUAUAAUGAAAAAGGUCUCUUCAAUCAAAAUGAUAACUCAAAAAUUGGAGGAAGCUUCAUUGGAUUAAGACUAAAUUAAGUCGAUGAAGAUGAUAGAAGCCCUUCAAAUUUCCAUAAUGUUGUUGACAUGAACUCAGAAAUAUUUGAGAGAAGACUAUACAAACAUUUAUAUGAUAUGAGAAAAGACCUAUUAGAAAAGAUGAAUAAAAAACAAGAAGAACUAGACCAUAAAUUUUCAGUUGAAAUAGCUAAAAUCCAAAAUAUUAUUGACACUGAAUUAGGACUAGAAGAUGAAAAUGAUAUUAUGGAAGAAGAUGAUUCCGCAGAUUCUGAGAGCACUCCUAAAAAAAAGAGCAGUCAUAAAUCUGAGAGUUAAAGAGAUUAAUAAAAUGCAAUUAAUGUUGAGAAUUUUGAAGAUGAGAAGUAAGGUGCAAAUGAUAAUGAAGAAAAUCAAGCAGACCCUAAUAGCAAUCUGAAAUAGUAAAAGACAUAGGGUCUUAAUAAUCCGACAUUACCCCUAAGCUAACCAUCUAGUAAUAUAAAUGAUAGAGCAAAAGAUCAUAAAAAGAGUAUAAGAUCUUUAGAAAGAGCUAAUAUAAUCCAAAGAACACUAAAUGAGCUUGAGAGGAAAUUAGAUAUUGUUCAUAAAAUGGCAUCUAAGUUCAACGAUUAUUACGAUUCUAAUCAUCUAAGAAUAAAUUCAGUAUAAGAAAUAGUUAUCAAAUUAGAGAGUAUGGAAAAGGCAAUUGAUUAAAAAGCAAAUUCUCUUGAUCUUAAGAAAAUCAUGCCAAUCAUUCAUGAAUUAACUGAAAGUAUGCAGAAAAAGGAGGAUAGAUAUGCUGUCUAUGAAAAAGGUCUUUAACAGAUAGAGACUUCCUUUAAUAAUACACAAAAGUAGAAUAACUAUAAACUUUAAAUCUCAGAACAGAGAUAUGAUGCUAUUUAAAAGGAUAUUGGAGAUAUAAGAAAAGACAUUGAGAUUAAAUUUGGAUCAAAAAAUCUAUUGAACUUUGGAUUAUCAAGUUAAGAUACUUUAAUGAAAAAGGAAGUCAAAGAACAUAUAAAAAAAUAUGUUGAGGAUAGAAUCAACCAUGUUAUUGGUAUUUUCGAUAAUUCUAACAAGGAAACUCAUGCAGUACUUUCAAACCAUGAGGAGGUAAUUAAUUUGAAGGCUGAUUUGAAGCUUCUUGAAGAAACUCAUGAGAAAUUUAGUGUUUAACUAGAGAAGCACAUGUAAAGCUCAAAUAAGAAAUUUAUGGAUAAGGCAGAGACUAAGAAAACUUUUAAGAUGUUUGAAAAGUAGCUUAAAAACAUUUUUGAUAUAAUUCUAUCGAAGUUUGAAGAAUAAGAUCUGACUGAUGCAAUGCUUGCUAAGAAACCACUUGGAGGUUGGUCUUGUAUAUCUUGUCAGAAGAAUAUUACAAACAUGUCUGGAGCAAUUGCAGAGUAUUAAGUUUAAGGAAGAUUUCCUUGGAGAGAUCCCUAGGACAGACUUCAAAAAGUAGGUGCUGGAUUCUCUUAAAUGCUAUCUCGGAUGAGACCUGAAACUACUAUAAAUGAAUAAAGAACCUCAAAGUUAGGAGGAUUGGGUCAUAGUGCAUCUUAGUAAAAUUUGAGAUAAUCAAUUGGAACAGCAUAAUCAUCAAUAAUUAACCCUUCAUUUGCUUCCAAUACUGAUUUAGCCCCAGUUAUUAAAGGUAGAGAUAAAGUUCAAAUAAAAUAAGAAGAUCAUCAGCACAAUGAAGAAUCUAGCUAAAGAAAAUCUUCAAGCUAGGUUAAAUACUAACCACCAUCAACUAAAUUAAAUCUUGGUUCUACCAAAACUUAAGGAUUCAAUUCAACAAUGAAUGAAUCAUCUAAAAAUACUAGAUAGCCUUCAAAACUUAUCUAGCUUGAUCCUUUAUCAACAACCUCUAACUUCACAGAUAUUCAAAACUCUUAGCCCAUUGUUCCAAAUCUCAAGAAUAUUCCAGUCCUCAAGUGA
This is a messenger RNA of Stylonychia lemnae, 2304 nucleotides long. The record is from the annotation of a GenBank genome assembly. Lineage: Eukaryota; Ciliophora; Spirotrichea; Sporadotrichida; Oxytrichidae.